AUGGGCAUGCCUAUUGCCUAUUAUUCUAAACUUAUAAACUAUUACGAACAGGUUUAUCAUGAACCUGAAAAAGGAAUGUCUGGCAGUAGUGUAUUCGAUACCAAAGAAGAUUGUGCUGCUAAAAGAUUACCUAGACGCAGAGCAACAGAGGCCUGCAAAAACAUCACGCGUAUCAGCGAAUCCUCCUCGGAAACCGAGUCUCCCAAUGAAACAGAGAGUAGUGAAGAUUCUGACCCGCCUGUAUUUAGGAAAGCUUACAGUGUGCUUCCAAGUUUAGAACCCACUCUAUCUAAGAAAGAUAAGUCUUUGCCUAAAAUUACACCUCCCGCCACUCAUGUACCAUGCCCGUGGUUUUCUCCAUUUGUAGAACCCCGAGUAGAGGUCUACAUCGAUGGAGAUUGCAGUUUCUCGGAGAACCAAAGAGUUAAAGUAGGAAUAGGAGUGUGGUUCGGACCCAAUCACCGGUUGAAGGUAUCCAAAUCAGCAGAAGGGCGAAAAACUAAUAAUGUGACUGAAAUUAAUGCUGCUAAAAAGGCAGAGGAAGGAGGAAUCAAAGAGAUAUGUUUAAGGAAGAUUCAAAAUGUCACCUGGGAACAUAUCCCAAGACACCGUGGCAUUGAGGGAAACGAAGAAGCAGAUAGAUUGGCCCGGGAAAUGAUGAGAGAAGAAGAAAACAGUACCAGAGGGGCCUUAAACAAAACAGAGCACAUCUCUGACCCGUCAUAA
Molecule: messenger RNA, 726 nt
Organism: Belonocnema kinseyi
Lineage: Eukaryota; Metazoa; Arthropoda; Insecta; Hymenoptera; Cynipidae
Product: ribonuclease H1-like
Exons: 3
Coding region: 1-726 (241 amino acids)
Biological process (GO): DNA replication, removal of RNA primer
Molecular function (GO): nucleic acid binding; RNA-DNA hybrid ribonuclease activity
Source: RefSeq, a predicted model, not a curated record